AUGAAUAAAUUUACUCAGACCUUUCAAUAGUAACACUUAGAAACUCUGUAUCAGAAAGAAAAGGAACAAUAUUGUUAUGAUAACUUCAAGAAAACAGCCUUGCUUUCUUUUAUAAUAGCACUAAUACGAUUAAUAAGUUUUGCUAAUGAAGAGAAUAUUGCUGGCAUAUUAAUCACAUCGAUUAUCCUAUCCAUUAUAUUACUGAUGUCUAUUUUAAUUUUAAAAUUCUGUCCAUCUGGCACAAUAUUUUGUAUGGUCUUUAUUAACAAUUUGCUUAUUUUACACCAAAUUCAUGAUUAAUAAGGCACGAAUCAAUUCAUUCUUGGCACAAACUUAGCUAUUGCACAUACUUCAAUACUAUUAAUUAUUGAUUAUAAAUUGGCAGCAAUCAAUAUUUUUUGUUAAACCGUAUUCAAAUUGUUAAUAGCAGGACUUUUUGAUGGCAAAACUGAUAGUUGUUCAGUCAUAUUAUCCAUUUUGUGUCCCAUUUGUUUUGUUUCUGUAGUGUACACAAUUGAAAAGGAAAGAAGACUCUUGUUUUUGAGUAACAAUCAAGGGAAUGAUUGGCAUUAAUUAUUGCCUUCAGUAAUAAGCGACCCAUUUGUGCUAUUCUCAUUUGAUCACCAUAGAAUGUGCUUUAAGUACAAGAACUCUAAUAAAAUCGAUAGAUUUCCAUAUUGCACUUAGGAAUUCAAUUAGGAGGAUAAUUUUAGAUAAUUUUUCAGACUAUAACACAUUUCUGGUGUAACAAUUGAAUAAUUCAUACUGAACAGAAUCGAUAAAAAAUCCAAGUUUUUCGAUCUAAAUUAGUUUACACUAAGACCAAAUUAAUAUGACUCUGUUGAUUUUGAAGAGACAAAUAUUCUACUUGCAGAGUUAUAUAACUUGGAUGACAACUUCUUAAUUGUCUUAGAGUAAUCUAAUUAAAGAACAUAGUAUUUACAAUCGACGAAGGAUAAACUAAUUAAUUUGAUUGGUUAGCAUCAAUCCAUAGUGUACAACUUUCUAAAGAAACAGGCGACAUUAAUCAAUUUGAGUCUACAGAAUGAAACAUCUAGAGUCCAAAUACUUUAUCAAUUAAAACUUCAUCACUUGUAUUUCCAAGGCAAAUACAAGAUAUCAAAUUCGUUUUCAUAAGCCAAAACAUAAUUUGAAACUGUCUCUAUUGAUUAUAAGCAACUUUUUCUGGCUAUAAUUUCACUCUUUAAAAAGGCAUAUCCCGAUGUUAAUCUUCAAUUUGAUUGCACAGAUACUAAGUUUGAUGUGGUUCAUUACAAAGAUAUACCUUAAGAUUUCAUCAUUCAAUUAUUGUAGAUUACACUGAGGAAAACAACUCUGGAUCAAAGAUCCAAGAUCAGAAUCAUUUUGCACUCCAAAUUCGAGAUUUUGUUUGUUUAGAUAAUUUGUCUCAAUUCUUUUAUUCUAUUUGAAAAUCUGAACAAGAAUUCAGUCAUUAAGUUGUAUCUUAAAUUGCAUUCUCCUGACUCUGAGAUUAGGAUCGGUGACAAUGCAAUCAAUAUUUAGUUAUAUAGGGAUGUAUCGUAGUUAAAGUCCAUGAAUAAGUUUCAAGAUGAAAAUUGA
Molecule: messenger RNA, 1581 nt
Organism: Paramecium tetraurelia
Lineage: Eukaryota; Ciliophora; Oligohymenophorea; Peniculida; Parameciidae
Exons: 2
Source: RefSeq, a predicted model, not a curated record